AUGGAAAUGUCACUGAUUCUCUUUUCCCUUAAAACUUUUUUCAAACUAAUGAAUGGGUCAGGAAAAGAAGAAACAAGCAUUGAGGCCAAAAUCAGAGCUAAGGAGAAAAGAAAUAGACUGAGUCUUCUUCUGCAGAGGCCUGACUUCCAUAGGGAAACUCCCACCAGCAGAUCUGCCCUCCUAGCCAAAGAGACAAGAAUCUCCCACGAAGAAGCAGUGAAAUGGGCUGAAUCAUUUGACAAACUGCUUUCUCAUGGAGAUGGACUGGAUGCUUUUACUAGAGUUCUUAAAACUGAAUUCAGUGAGGAAAACAUUGAAUUUUGGGUAGCCUGUGAAGAUUUCAAGAAAUGCAAGGAACCUCAACAAAUCAUCCUAAAAGCCAAAGCAAUAUACGAGAAGUUCAUUAAGAAUGAUGCUCCCAAAGAGGUUAACCUUGAUUUUCAUACCAAGGAAGUAAUUGCUAAGAGCAUCACAGAGCCAACUCUCCAAAGUUUUGACCCAGCACAAAGCAGAGUCUAUCAGCUCAUGGAACAAGACAGUUAUAUGCGUUUUCUGAAGUCUGAGAUAUAUUUACAUUUGCUGGAAGGAAGACCUCAGAGACCAACCAAUGUGAGGAGACGAUCACGAUCACUUACCUACAAUGAGUUUCAAGAUGUAAAGUCAGAUGUUUCCAUUUGGUUAUGAGUAAAAGUAAUGUCUCUUAUUUUGAUGGGAAAUGUAUACAUCUGCUUCUAAAAUAUAGCUUAUGUACAGUAAGAAGUGAUCACACUUUUAAAAUAAACCAAGCAAACGCAUUUUUAAAAUGUAAUAACUUUUAUAUUAAAAU
Messenger RNA from Peromyscus leucopus (white-footed mouse), 826 nucleotides. RefSeq names its product regulator of G-protein signaling 18-like. NCBI's taxonomy places the organism in Eukaryota, Metazoa, Chordata, Mammalia, Rodentia, Cricetidae. The record is from RefSeq and is a predicted model, not a curated record.